Spizellomyces punctatus DAOM BR117 is the source of this 1050-nucleotide messenger RNA. Its product is annotated as Ras-like protein. The record is from RefSeq and is a predicted model, not a curated record. The coding region runs from base 174 to 779 and encodes 201 amino acids. The transcript is spliced from 7 exons. Gene Ontology annotation, biological process: signal transduction. NCBI's taxonomy places the organism in Eukaryota, Fungi, Chytridiomycota, Chytridiomycetes, Spizellomycetales, Spizellomycetaceae. Gene Ontology annotation, molecular function: GTPase activity; GDP binding; GTP binding. Gene Ontology annotation, cellular component: plasma membrane.
UUUGACCAGCUGGUGCUAUCGUGAACCCAAAUCGUGCCAGCCGGGUGAGACUUGCGGGGCGACUGCACAAGUACGGCAACGCAUCAAUUGCCUAUUGUAACUACAGUUGAUCGUGUCCCCGGAGAUCAUCGGCUUUUUUGUGGCAUCAUCAAAUUGCAUCAAAUUGAGCCUCAAUGUCAAAGUCAUCACAAUUCCUCCGCGAGUACAAGCUCGUUGUGGUUGGUGGAGGUGGUGUUGGAAAGUCCGCUUUAACUAUACAGUUCAUACAAUCACAUUUUGUGGACGAAUAUGACCCAACAAUAGAGGACUCAUACAGGAAGCAGUGCGUCGUGGAUGAAGAAGUGGCCCUGCUGGAUGUGCUGGACACCGCUGGGCAAGAGGAAUAUAGCGCGAUGCGAGAACAGUAUAUGCGAACAGGAGAAGGCUUUCUAUGCGUAUACUCGAUCACCUCACGUAACUCUUUUGAAGAAAUAUCAACCUUUUAUCAGCAAAUCCUUCGGGUGAAAGACAAAGAUUACUAUCCGAUCAUCAUUGUUGCCAACAAAUGUGAUUUGGAGAGCGAGCGUGUGGUUAGCACACAGGAGGGUCGAGAUCUGGCGAGAAGCUUUGGUUGUAAAUUUGUGGAAACUUCGGCAAAGCAAAAAAUCAACGUUGAUGAGGCGUUUUACAGUCUCGUUCGUGAGAUUCGGCGGUUUAACCGUGAGAAUGAUGCGAGGGGUACAUCGAGGAACUCUCCAUCAGGAAGGAAGAAGAAGAAGAAUAAGUGCACUAUUUUGUAGAUGCCACACGGAUAAGGCUCAGAGAAUUGCUCCUUUUCUUGAUCCGUUCGGGAUUGCUCGAAGUUCUGAUUGAUCAAUCGUGGACGACUAGAAAGAGUCAAGAUUCUUGAACAAGACCGCUUCUGUACCAGCGCUGGCACGGUCGGGACAGAGGUGGAUACUGAGAGAAGAGGUUGCAGUGGCAAUUAUGUGUGUUUUGCAUGCAAUUCGUGUGUUAUUUUCUGUACUUGUGUACUUCAUUUAGAUUAAGAAUUCUAGUUAUUUUAUGAGA